Messenger RNA from Solanum dulcamara, 2259 nucleotides. RefSeq names its product probable polyamine oxidase 5. Gene Ontology annotation, molecular function: polyamine oxidase activity. The coding region runs from base 259 to 1785 and encodes 508 amino acids. The record is from RefSeq and is a predicted model, not a curated record. The transcript is spliced from 2 exons. NCBI's taxonomy places the organism in Eukaryota, Viridiplantae, Streptophyta, Magnoliopsida, Solanales, Solanaceae.
CGUUAAUGACCAAGAAAAGUAUAGCUAUGUCUUUAUUAGAGAAAUAAACUAUGCAAAAAAGGAGUGGCCUCAUGUGAAAGACGGGGAACACUCCUUGUAUAUAUAUAUUUGAUUCUUGGUUCAGUAAUAUUUCACACAAACUUACAAAUUCUCUUUCAAUAUCCUCUCAUGUGAAAUACUCCUUGUAUUUAUAUGUGUAUUUGAUUCUUGUUCAGUUCAUACAAAUUGUCUUGUCUCAUUCUUGACUAAUAUAAUACUAUGGUGAGCAAGAAAGCAAAAGUAGUGAUAAUUGGGGCAGGAAUGGCUGGUCUGACAGCUGCUAACAAACUGUAUACAACAGCAGGGUCGAAAGAAUUGUUAGAUGUAUGUGUAGUGGAGGGUGGCAAUAGAAUUGGUGGAAGGAUUAACACAUCAGAGUUUGGUGGUGAGAGGAUUGAGAUGGGUGCUACUUGGAUCCAUGGAAUUGGAGGGAGCCCUAUUUACAAGAUUGCUCGAGAUAUAAACUCAUUGCAAUCUGAUCAGCCCUGGGAGUGUAUGGAUGGGCUCUUAGAAACUGAGCAACUCACAAUAGCUGAAGAUGGUUAUGUGCUCAAUCCUUCCCUUGUUGACACCAUCUACAAUCUUUUCAACAAACUCAUGGAUAUUGCUCAAGGGAAAUUACUCAUUGAAGAUGAAAUUCCUAAAUCCAUGAGUAUUGGUUCUUUCCUUCGGAAGGGCCUUGAUGCUUAUUGGGAUUCAGAUAUUCAUGAACUCAAAGGGUUAGAUAAACGAUCACUUGAACAAGGCAUCUUCUCCAUGUUUGAGAAUAUCCAAAGGACUUAUACAUCAGCUAAUGAUUUGCAAAUGUUAGAUUACAGUGCAGAAAAAGAGUAUCGCAUGUUUCCUGGAGAAGAAAUAACCAUUGCCAGAGGCUAUUUAUCCGUGAUUCAAUCUUUGGCCUCUGUUCUACCACCUGGCUUGAUUCAAUUAGGCCGAAAAGUGACAAAGGUUGAGUGGCAGCCUGAUGAGUCAUUAGAAAUUGAAAAUGGUGCUAAUAAUAAGCCAGCAGUGAAGCUACAUUUUCUUGAUGGAUCAAUUAUGUAUGCAGAUCAUGUCAUAGUUACAGUCUCACUUGGAGUUUUAAAACAGGGGAUUCACAAAGAUUCUGGUAUGUUUAACCCCCCACUUGCUAGUUUCAAGACUCAAGCAAUCUCAAGGCUUGGUUUUGGUGUUGUCAACAAGGUAUUCUUGAAAUUAACUCCGACCCAUGAUGGCAUAAUGUUUCCCCACCUGCAGAUGGUCUUCCAUCAAUCAGAACCAAACCCAAAAGUUCCUUGGUGGAUGAGGAGGACAGCUAAUUUGUCUCCAAUAUAUGGCAAGUCAAAUGUUUUAAUAUCAUGGUUUGUAGGUAAAGAAGCUCUUGAGGUGGAAUCACUUGGUGAUAAGGAGAUCAUUGAUGGGUUCUCAAAAACUAUCUCCAGCUUCCUUAUAAAUUCGCAUUCUGAUGCAGGAAGUAGCUUUAAAGUGGAAAAGGUGUUAAAGAGCCAAUGGGGAACUGAUCCACUCUUCUUGGGUUCAUAUAGUUAUGUAGCAGUUGGUUCAAGUGGAGAUGAUUUGGAUGCUAUGGCUGAGCCCUUGCCAAAAACGACUACCAUUCAUUCAAAUAUUUCCCCCCCUCCACUUCAAAUUCUGUUUGCAGGAGAAGCAACACAUAGAACCCACUAUUCAACAACUCAUGGUGCUUACUUUAGUGGCCUUAGAGAAGCCAAUAGGCUUCUUCACCACUAUCAUUGUAUUGAUAUAUGAAAUAAAGUUUGUUCUCAGUGGAACCUAGGCAGUUUUGAUGCUAAAAUGGAUGGAUGCCUUUAACAAUGAGACGGUAAGUAGGGAUUCUGAAGGUUAGUGGUGGAGAAGGGUCUCGAUCUCUUAGGUUGAGACCCACACCAAAAUGAAAGGUCCCAUUCAAAAGCAUAUGAAGACAAUACAUAUACUAAGACGGUUGACCCAUAUUAGAGCUCAACAGUCCCAACUCAUUUUUUGGUACAUUAUUGGUCAUAUCUUUUCACAUAAAUUAAAUUCAAUCAUGUUUGUAACUUCAUAUAUACUUAUCAAUAAAGCAUUAAUAAAAUUCAGCAUAGAUACAGCUUAAUUAUUGCAUUGGGGUCAUAUUGUGUGUGCCGUGACUUGUUUAUCGCGCAAUAAAUCACCCACAACAGUUUUUGAUGUCAUAUAAUUCCCACUUAAAACAGCCAAACACAUAAUUAACUAACCUUUCAAGAC